GCAGACAAACAUAAAAAAAAAUAUAUUUAAAAAAAUAUAAUCGCUUUCCUCCGUAAAUCAAAAAAGAUAUCCUGCAAUGCAAUACAACCAAAUUAUUAUUUUCUUGGAAAGAAACGCAGCCUUAAAAUGACGUGGACCGACGACUAUUAUAUGUCCGUCUCAAUAGCCGUCCAUAACUAAAACUAGCCGACAUCGAUUCUUAUUAUAACAAAGAUUGAAACGGGAAUUUGUUUAGGUGAGAAGAGAGAGCGAGAGUGAUGAGAGAGAUACACCAACAGUCAAACGAAACAAGCAAACCGCAAAUGUCCUCUCUCUGCAACUGCAACCCCAUCAUGUAGAUUGUAGAAGGUCGCCAUUUCUGAUUUCUGAUUUUUGGAUCACUCUCUCUUUCGCAUAUUCUUCUUCAUAGUAGCAUUUUCACAAAUAUAUAUAUGUCAUGUCAAUGUAGUGUUGUUUUCUUGUCCCUUCUCGCACUUUUUUCCUCUUCAAACAUCAACUUCACCUGCACAAUCCCGCAAAAACCUCGCUAUCUAACUGCCACUCGUCCGCCAUAAAAUUCCGGCUAACUUCAUGGAUUAUAGGAAGAGCUUAAGGUGCAUGAACUGAAAAUUGCCGGCAAAGAUAGCCUCAGCGGUCUUCACUUGUUUUAAUGGCUUCAACUAGUUCAACGCCUACUGACCCUUCUUCUUCUAUACCAGAGGACACCGCAACCAAAGUCGUGAACAAGAGAUACGACGGGUUGGUUGCGAUUAGAACUAAAGCUAUAAAAGGUAAAGGAGCAUGGUAUUGGGCACAUUUAGAGCCGAUUUUAAUUCGAAACCCGGACACGGGUCUUCCUAAAGCAGUCAAGCUUAAGUGUUCCUUAUGUGAUGCCGUUUUUUCUGCUUCAAACCCAUCGAGAACUGCCUCUGAGCAUCUUAAACGAGGGACUUGCCCCAAUUUCAACUCUGUUAUGAGACCCAAUUCUGCUGUUUCUCCUUUGCCUAUAUCGUCUUUGCCGUCUCCUCCGCAUAAUCAUCGCAAGCGAAGCUCUCACAUGGUCACUCCUUUAAGUUCACUCGCUUUAGUUGAGUCAACUCGUUUUUGUAACGAACUCGGUUAUUCUAACUCCGCGUUAAGUCAACAGCAGCAUUUGGUGUUAUCUGGUGGAAAAGAGGAUUUGGGUGCAUUAGCAAUGUUGGAAGAUAGCAUUAAGAAGCUUAAGAGUCCAAAAGCUUCGCCUGGUCCUUCAUUAAGCAAGGACCAGGUUGAUUCAGCUCUUGAAUUAUUUGCUGAUUGGUUCUACGAGGCUUGUGGGUCAAUCUCUUUUUCGAGUCUCGAGCACCCUAAGUUUCGAGCUUUUCUUCAUCAAGUAGGCUUGCCUUCUUUGUCAAGAAGGGAAUUGUCUGGUGCAAGGCUCGAGAACAGAUUUCACGUGGCAAAGACUGAAGUGGAAGCUAGAAUUAGAGACGCUAUGUUCUUUCAAGUUGCUUGUAAUGGCUGGAAGAACAAAAGUUGUUGUAGUGGAGAAGAGAAUUUGGUUAAGUUUAGUAUUAAUCUUCCAAAUGGAACUAGUUUGUAUCAAAAGGCAGUGUUAACUGGAGGAUCAGUUUCUUCAAAGUAUGCAGAGGAGAUUAUGUGGGAGGCGGUGGUGAGCAUAUGUGGAAAUGCUGUGCACAGAUGUGUAGGGAUAGUUGCAGACAAGUAUAAGGCCAAAGCGUUGAGGAAUUUGGAGAUUGAGUAUCAAUGGAUGGUGAACCUCUCAUGUCAGGUUCAGGGGUUACAUAGUUUGAUCAAAGAUUUCUGUAAGGAGCUUCAACUUUUCAAGACCGUUACUGAAAAUUGCUUCAAGCUUGCUAAUUUUAUAAAUAAUAAAUCUCAAGUUAGGAGCAGCUUCCAAAAGUACAGGAUGCAAGAGCUCGAGUAUGCUGGGUUGCUUCGAGUUCCUUCCACUAAAUGUGAAUGCACGAAGGACUUUAUGCCCAUGUAUGUGAUGCUGGAGGAUAUAUUGAGCUGUGCCCGUGUGCUUCAAAUGGUUGUCUUGGAUGAGCCAUUUAAGGUGAUGAGUGUGGAUGAUUCUGUUGCUGCGGAAGUUGCUGGUAUGAUUCAGAAUGAAGGAUUUUGGAAUGAAUUGGAAGCAGUUUAUUCAUUAACGAAGCUAAUUAGAGGGGUGGCUCAUGAGAUUGAGGUGGAGCGGCCAUUGAUAGGGCAAUGCCUUCCUCUCUGGGAGGACUUAAAAGCAAAAGUGAAGGAUUGGUCUGCAAGAUUCAACAUUGUUGAUGGACAUGUUGAGAAAGUAGUUGAAAAGAGAUUCAGAAAGAACUACCACCCAGCAUGGUCCGCCGCAUUUAUACUUGACCCUCUUUACUUGAUGAGAGACACAAGUGGAAAAUACCUUCCUCCAUUCAAGUGCUUGACACAGGAGCAAGAGAAGGAUGUGGACAAGCUUAUAACUCGACUGGUUUCCAGGGAAGAAGCUCAUGUUGCCUUAAUGGAGCUUAUGAAAUGGAGAUCAGAAGGGCUAGAUCCACUUUAUGCUCAAGCUGUUCAGGUUAAACAAAGGGACCCCUUGACUGGAAAGAUGAAAAUUGCAAAUCCGCAGGGCAGCAGAUUAGUGUGGGAAACUUGCCUGAGUGACUAUAAAACAUUAGGCAAGGCUGCAAUCAGGCUUAUCUUCCUCCAUGCAACUUCAUGUGGGUUCAAAUGCAAUUGGUCUUCUUUGAAAUGGGUUUGUAUGCACAGGCAAUCAAGAGUGGCCCUUGAAAGGGCUCAAAAGAUGAUAUUCAUUGCAGCUCAUGCUAAGCUUGAAAGACGGGAUUUCUCAAAUGAAGAGGACAAAGACGGAGAGCUGUUCCAUGUGACUGGCUGUGAGGAUGACAUGCUCAACGAGGUCUUUUCUGAUGCACCAUCAGUGUAGGUUUCAGUUGAGCCGGUUCGAUUGGGUAGAUAGAGAGCCAGCUUUAGCCCUUGGAUGAUCUCUGAAGUCAAGCUUGGAAGAACUCAAGAGUGAAUCUUUGUUCCCAAAGCAGCAUAACUCAUUGAUGCAACUCUGCCGUAUCACCUGGAUUGUCUGUUUACGAAAAUGUAGAGCCCCACCAUGAGGAGUGGAUGUCUUUCUCAGGCUUUGGUUGUUACGGUCAAAGAAAAGUGAGGACUAAUGGGCCUUCACUCCUUUGUUUCUCUGUCCCUCUGCCCCCUUGUUUAUCUAUUUUCUUUUUAUUAUUUGUUCCUUAGGCUUAUGUUUAUCUCACCAUCUUUGUUAACUUGUCUUUUAAACAUUCCAAUUCUCGUGAAACUCUUACUUUCAGGCUGGACGCUUUUCUAAACUUUUGAUGUCAAGGUUGAAAUUUUGAAGUUUUGUAGGGCUAUCAGUUAGGGUCAGUAUGAUUGGUAAAAGUCUUGAGCAAUGAAGGAGCAAGGAGGGCUGUCGGCAUGGGAAGGCACAGGAUGGCUGAAAGGGAUAUUGUAACUACCCUGAACUAAUUUUGUAGUACUGUAUAUAAGUGCAGACCUAUGACCUUUUCACCUGUCUACUGUAUAACAGGUAUAAGAUCCAAUUAUAAGAAGUCUACGAUUAUGUUAACCGAAGGCUCUCAACUUGGCUUAUGAAACAAUAUAUGGAAGAUAGUAACUUAUGACACACAAGCAAGGUUGUGCUUUGCAUGCAUUCAAAGAAAUGCUGUCACGGUAAAUUUGGUGGAGAGAAACAGGAUGCUGUCGGUAAAGCUGACUGCUUACCAACUAGAAAAGGAAGCUUUUCUUACUGGUAUGGUAUGGAUUUAUUGUUUGCUCCACUUAUGUUCUCCUGUUAAAGGGAAGAAAGUAUAAUGAUUAAUACAGAACAGGACUUUUCUUUCUACAAGAAUCUUCACACUUUCAAUGCUACCCCAUCAUUAACCUUCUUUUUUUUAUGUAUCUUUUUUUCCUUUCCACUUAUACAAGUUUUGAUUGUUUUUGAAUUCGAAGCCCAUCAUCUCUGCUUAGAUGAGAUGAUGUUGAAAUGGAUUGGUAUUAUUAUUCA
Jatropha curcas is the source of this 4000-nucleotide messenger RNA. The record is from RefSeq and is a predicted model, not a curated record. Lineage: Eukaryota; Viridiplantae; Streptophyta; Magnoliopsida; Malpighiales; Euphorbiaceae.